UCCAGGACCUUGUCUGUUACUUGUGUGAUACAACCUUAUUUCCAUGGUGUUUUUGGAAAGGAGAACUCAAGGAUGUCUGAGAACAAAAAGUCACUGACUCAGCCAGAGGACGACCAAUAAAUAGGUGUGUGAGACGACAGACUGCAGAAACUCAACAGUCUCCUCUUCUGCAGUAUAAACUGAACACCAUGUCUAAACCGUACAUCUGUGGACGCCUUUGCUGGAUUUCUACAUUCUGCUUUCUGUAUGGACUAGAAGUGAGUGCAUUUGGUAUUCCAAACCAGUUUCAAAAUGUGACAGCUGUCCCAGAUCAGAAGGGCUUGGGCUUGGACGCAUCAUUUCUGUGGCUUCGACACAGUCUACCGUCCUUCUUACAGCCCAUACGACCCUACAGUCUGAAGACAAACCCAGACGAUCAUCAGAACCUCGCAGAGCCCAGACAUCGCCGGCCUUCUCGUCUUCUGCGUCUCCUUGGAGCAUCUUUUGACCCAUUCUGGAUGUCCAUAGAGCAGCCUCCUGAAGCCCCUGCUGCUCAUGGGGAUGGACAACUUCUUCAGGUCAGAACAACUGAGCGCAGCCCCAUCAAGGAGAAGACCAUCCUGAUUCCUCCUCCAUUGCUGAAGGAGGCUGCAGAAAAUCAGAAGCAGAAGCUACAGCUGGAAGUGUCCCGUUUGGACUUCAGUCUGCUGCCUCCACAGGUCACCACUUCAAUUCAAUCUUUGUUGGUGCAUUUUGCCACAUGUGAACUCUCCUACCAGUGGAAAGACCUGGGUCCAGCCUUCUGGCCUCGCUGGUUGAGGCAGACUGACUGUGGAAGUUCAGACAGAGGAGGAAGUUGCUCCUUUCCCAGUGGGAUGGAGUGUGUGAGAGCUCAGACGGCACACAUCAAGAUUCUGGCCUGGCACUGCCUGGAAACCCGACAUGGUGGAGAUGCUUCCAAAAAGACCAGGAGUGCCUGGAGCAACGGGAGCAGAGAGGUGGGGACAGGAGGAGCAUUGAGAAGAUGUCUGUGGAGGCAGGUGUCUUAUCCUGUGGUGACAGCAUGUAAAUGUUCAUGUACAUGAAGCAGAGUUCACGGCUCCUCACCUUCAUCCACCAACUUACAAUUUAUGACUGACAUGUUUUCCUAACAUGACUGUGUGUAACACUGAGUUAUUUUCCUGGCUGAAAUGUUUUAAUGUUUUAAAUGUUACUGACAUUUGUGUCCAUGUCAUUAAAGCAGUAAAUGUCUCACUUUAUUAUGAUGAUUCUGAUGUGAAGAAUGGAUUAGAAACAAAGAAACAAUAGAACCCUAUUUGCAAUUAUAAAAGAAUAAAAAAUAAUGUUUCUUAAUGAUUGUGAUCACAUUUUGUGCAUUGUAGAUUUUUUGUGAGUUAAAAAAAUCACAAAAUCCAUUUUACAUGAAAACGUAUUUGUAGACAAGUUGAAAACACCUUAAAUGUUAGUGUCUCGAACUCGGGGAAUUGUAUCUACUUAAAUUCCACGGGAUUUGUACAUAAAGAGGGAAACAAUACUCUGAUUUCAAGCCAAAAAUUAAGGCAGAU
This is a messenger RNA of Cynoglossus semilaevis (tongue sole), 1544 nucleotides long. Its product is annotated as noggin-1-like. The transcript has a single exon. Lineage: Eukaryota; Metazoa; Chordata; Actinopteri; Pleuronectiformes; Cynoglossidae. The record is from RefSeq and is a predicted model, not a curated record. Gene Ontology annotation, biological process: negative regulation of cell differentiation; osteoblast differentiation; dorsal/ventral pattern formation. The coding region runs from base 189 to 1064 and encodes 291 amino acids.